Molecule: messenger RNA, 744 nt
Organism: Rosa rugosa (rugosa rose)
Lineage: Eukaryota; Viridiplantae; Streptophyta; Magnoliopsida; Rosales; Rosaceae
Product: UDP-glycosyltransferase 88F4-like
Exons: 3
Coding region: 1-744 (247 amino acids)
Molecular function (GO): protein binding; UDP-glycosyltransferase activity
Source: RefSeq, a predicted model, not a curated record
AUGGUUGCGGGGGUUCGUGCCACGGACGAUGAUUUACAGUUGAAGGCUGUGUCAAAAUUUUGGGACCUGCUUGAUGGAAACCCUCCUCCGAUCGCUCAAGUGAUUCAAUCCGGGGUUGUUCCCAGAUUCGUUGAUUUUUUGCACAAGGAGGAUUCUCCUCAGCUUCAACUGCUGGAACCUUUAAAGGACACCAAAGUGGUCAUUGAUCAUUCAGCAAUGCCAGGGUUUGUGAAGCUGCUUGCUUUGCCAUUUGAUUUUGUUAAGGAGGAGGUACUUGCUAGAAUUUUAGGUAUGAAUCUAAAGAAGGAAGAAGAAGGCAGUCUGCAACGAGCUAAACCCGUUGCAAACUACCUGAUCCCGGAUUCAGGAGUUGACGUGCUGAAGUGGCUUGAUGGGUGCCCGGAUGGGUCAGUGAUCUACAUUUGUUUUGGGAGUCAGAAGUUGCUAAAUAGGCAACAAAUGGAGGUGUUGGCUUCCGGGCUCGAAAAGAGUGGAGUUCGAUUUGUGUGGGCUGUGAAAGAGGGCUCGGCCCAACAGAUUGAGGAAGGGCUCGGAGUUGUACCUGAUGGGCUUGAGGAAAGGGUUGCCGGCCGAGGAGUGUUGAUAAAGAGUUGGGUCCCCCAGGUGUUGAUCCUGAGUCAUCAGGCCGUAGGUGGAUUUAUCAGCCACUAUGGGUGGAACUCUGUGCUCGAAGCUAUGGUUUCGGGUGUGUUGAUAUUGGCCGUAGGUGCCAAUGGAGGCUGA